Solanum stenotomum is the source of this 1143-nucleotide messenger RNA. RefSeq lists its product as uncharacterized. Lineage: Eukaryota; Viridiplantae; Streptophyta; Magnoliopsida; Solanales; Solanaceae. The record is from RefSeq and is a predicted model, not a curated record. The transcript has 4 exons. The coding region runs from base 25 to 1143 and encodes 372 amino acids.
UUUCUACCGGCAUUUUUUGAUGUUAUGGUACACUUAGUCAUUCAUCUUCCAAGAGAGGCUAAGCUUGGUGGACCUGUACAAUAUAGGUGGAUGUACCCAAUUGAGCGAUUUUUACGCACAUUGAAAUGUUAUGUUCGUAAUAGAAAUCAACCUGAAGGAUCUAUUGCAGAAGGGUAUAUUGUUGAAGAAAGUAUAAUAUUUUGUUCAAGGUACUUACCUGAAAAUGUGAAAGGAUAUGAUCGAAUGGAUAAGAAUUAUGAAGAUGAUCGUAUUAAGACAUAUAGUGGAUUAUCCAUAUUUGAAAGAAAAGGUUCUCCUUUAUUAAGAGAUGCAUCCAGAAAUCUUGAAGAGUUAGAGAGAAAACAAGCUCAUCUUUAUGUUUUAAGAAAUUGCGAAGAAGUGCAACCAUUUUUACGUGAGUAUGAGCAGAGCAAUAAAAGCAUGAACUUUGAUGAUUGGUUUUUUCAUCGGAUUGUACAAAUGCGCAAAGAAAAAAAUGAACACGCAACCUGUGAAUUGUAUUCUUUGGCUAGAGGCCCUUUUGAUGGUGUUCAAAGAUUCAAGGGGUAUGAAAUAAAUGGGUUUAGAUUUCAUACUAAACUGCUAAAGGAAACGAGGAAGACCCAAAAUAGUGGUGUUUUAGUAAGAGGAGAAGUGAAUGGUAAGAAUAUUAGUUACUAUGGUGUUUUGACUGAAAUAAUAGAACUUCAAUAUUUUGAAGGUAAACGGGUUGUUUUGUUUAAAUGUGAUUGGUGGGAUGUUGAUCACAUCAGAAUAGGAGUGAAAAUAGAUAAACAUAAUUUUGUUAGUGUUAACACUAAGCGAAAACUAGUAACAGAUGAACCAUUUGUGCUUGCAUCUCAAGCAGAACAAGUAUUUUAUUUCAAGGACCAUCUUCAUCCCAGUUGGUCAAUUGUUUUGAAUGGUCAUUCUACCUAUUUUACCGGAGGUGCUAUUGAUGAAGAUACUUUUCAACAAGAUGCUUGUAAUGAGUUAUUGCAUAUAUGUGAGGAUGAUGAAGACAUUAUGAAUUGGAAAAGAAAUGAUCUUGAUGUUAUCCGUACUGAUGUUACAUUGGCUGAUGAUAUUAUUAAAGUCAGUGAAUCAGAACCAGAAACUGAUGAUGAAGAUUUGUUAUUAUAG